UUGUACACAUGCGGAGAUGCUGCCUUUAGUGGCAGAACCACGUCUUGGAGUGUGCAUGGAAUCUCGAAUGUACCGCUAGCAUCUGUUCAUGUGGACUAUGUUGGUAGGAUAGGCAGACAGACAUCACAAGAGAAGGCGUGUUGGAUGGAGUCAACCAGCAACAGACUGUGUUCAGUUGUGUGUCAGGAGAAGUUGUUUAAACCCUACGGUGGACUCUGCAGGCUCAGGGAGUGAGAGGACUGGAGAUUGACAGAACGAGGCCCAAAGCGAAUUCCUAUCCCUGUUUCAGGACCAUGGAAGAAUUACCACUUUAGCUCCCUGGAUCCCAAUCAAAGAAUGAAGGGAAAGAGAGUAACAGAAAUCUGAAAGCACUUAUCCCUUUAUCACGUAAAUGCCUUAAUCUGCUGAUCUAUGGACCACUCCGAAACUGAAUCAGAUAUGGUCCAUCAGAAAGUACAAGCGAUUCUUCGUGGCCUAGAUGGACAACAUCCGGCACUGCAGUCAGACCACGGGAUGUUGAGAUGGACUCUACAUAAGAGUCUGGAACGCAACCCUAGCAGUGCCAGCAUCAUGGUGGGGGCCCUAAUCAAGGAACUGGAAGGGGCCGAGACCAGGAACAAUCUACAUUACAUCAUCCCUUUACUACACACCCUGAUGUACACAAUCAUUAAGGCAGCGUAUAUCUCUGACGAGUUAUAUGAAAGAGUUUACAUUUUCUGUAAGAAGAUACUGACCCUUCCAAAACCCUACUGCACGAUUGGCUUAGACUGUGCCCAAAGGAUAAAGACUGAGCGAAAAGUGCCAGGGUUUUCAUAUCACAAACUGGUGAUUUCUGAGCAAAAUCUGAGAUGUGAUGCAGCUCAACAUCAGGACAAGGUGCUGCUAUUUCUGGACCCCGAUCUCGUGUCUGAGGCAGUGUGUAACACUCUUCUGAGAGAGACCCAGGGAGUCCAGAUGUCAAAGAUGCCCAUUUCGUGUAUGACCUACGUGAUCACUAACAGCCUGCAAGCUGCUCUGGGGACGGACUGUGACAUUGCCUUGGUGCAAAGGGUGCUGCAGGAUCAGACGGCCGAGGAGGUUGAACUUUGGUUCCAAGAAGUGCUAUCAGUGUUGGAGCAAAGUCAGCACAGGAGUGAAAACAGCAGGCGGAAGCACAGUGAAAGUCUUCUGGAGAUCUACGAAAAGAUAGUUGGUUCCUCAGAGGCAGACAUACAAACAUCCAGACUGCAGAGGAUACCUCUUCCAAGUCCAGACAUCAGUGUCCAUUUAUGGACAGAUCAAGACCAACUAUGGAAAGAGCUUGUCUUGUUCACCAAAGAAACCCAGAACACUGAACCAGAGUCCGACUCCUUUAGGAUCCCAGAGCUGCACCAGGACAUGACGGGUGGUGAGCAGAAUCGAAUAUCAGUGUGGUCCAAUGACAGUGGGAUAGAGAGAGACUUACCUGGAAUGGAGGAGAAGGAGCAGAACAAGUUACAGCGAAAGCCAUGCAUCAAGAAGAAAGGCCCUGACAUGGAUUCUGCACUAGUCAUCCAAAAUCUGACCAAGGCACCAAGGGAGAGCAGAGAGGGGACACUUCAAAGGCUCUCGGGGACAAGCAAGGAGACUCCUACUGCUCCUGAAAAACAGCCAACUGCUCGGAUUGUGAUUCUGGGGGAUGAUCGUGCUUUGGGGAGGCUGGCCAAGGCAUAUUACUCAUUCAGGAAGAGAGAAGCCAGGAGGCCUAAUCGGACAGUGAAAGCCAACCUGCAGUUUUAUUGUAUUCCAGUCCGAGAGGACCAAACAGACCAUUCAUCAGACAAGGAGGAUGCUCACAUUGUGAGCGAGAUGUGUGAAGUCAGUAUGUAUCUAGGCCGGGUAGAUCCCUGGUAUGAAAGCAACAUUAACACCCUGAGUGAUAUGAUCCCCAAGCUCGCCGUUAUGCCUCCCUGUCCCACAAGAGAUGCCACCAGCGACCCCUUUAUUGUGGAUGUCAUGUCGUAUUACCUGAGGUUUGGGUUGCAGCCUGUGUACUUUCAGAUUUACUGUGUGAAGAUCCACUUUAGAGACGUCAGUUUGGAGCCUGUUGAAGAUGUGUUCCUGACGGAGCUUAGAGUCGACAUCCAAGAGUGCACUUUUACCAAACUUAACACCUUGAACAGGAAGAAGACAGUGAUGGAUGUCCGGGGGGCAGGAAUCCAAGUUCAUUACAAAAAGGCCUUAGCCAGUAACAGAGAGAAAGAGGGAAGUCUUGUACUGAGAACCUCAGGAGCAAUUAUAAAAACCAUCCCUAACAAGGACGCUGAAGACCUUGUGUGCUUAAAUGUUUACAUUGAUGAGUUGACGAAGUCAACCGGACGAUCGCCAUCGUGCAAAAUGAACGUGUUGAGGGCUUCCAGCAUCCAGAUGAGAAGCCUUGAGCUCAGGACCUGGAGCCUCCAAUUAGACAAGGAUGCACGGAGGACAUAUAACAACGUUUCCAGCUUAGAGGUAACACCGUGUCAGGAGCCUGGGUAUAGCUUGCAGAAGAUGAGGACAACCCGUGGCCACCUGGAUGGAAAGGAAGACUCUGGUUUGAGCAGAUACAUGACAAAGUCUCUCCUCCUGCCAAUCAAUACAUUUGCAGGCAUCAUCCAGUGACAUUUGGACAUUUAUGGACGGCCUUUGCUGCUGGAAACAUCUGCAGUGCAUUAACGCUUCUUUUCUGAGACAAGCUACUUACAUGACCAAAUAUAAGCAAUGCAAGCAGUAAUGUGUAAACGGAACCCGUCACGUUUUAAAUGCCGGUGUUCCUAAGGUAACUGAAGUGGAGUUGCAGAAUCCAUCCCAGCAGUUCCUGAUUUGACAGGAAUAUCUGCAUAACUAAACUUAGUUUUAGCUGGAUGGUACGAACGAAAAUCCCUUGAAUUAACACCCCAACAAAUCUAUCCAUCUGGGAUUUACCUGGGACACCUUAUACAUUGAAUAAGACUCCACAGGUAAAUCCUGGGCGAAUCAAUUUGUUUCUGUUGUGGAUUAAAAGGAUUUUGAUUAGAACGAAAUGAUUCAAACAAAGUUUUUUUUCACGUCUAAUGUCAGCUUGUUAUUGGCUUAUUUAUUUUGGUUCGAGCAUCAGUCAAUCAUUUUUAUUGAUGUGACUGGUGUAGCCAACCGCAGAGCGCAGAAAGGCUUACCGGACCUAUUUUAUUUUUGUCAUGUAACUAGUCUACUGUACAGGAAAGCACAAGACAACAGUUCUUGUCCAGCAACCCCACUUCUCUAGUAGUGUAUUCAAGAUGACUAGGAGGGGAAUGAUAUAGAUUGCAACACACUAAUGAUGGGAAGUUGGAGAGAAUAUGCAGUCGCAUUCUUACUGGUCAUCUGCACUGAACCAAUGAUUGUGCACUUACCCAACCCAAUUUACAAAGAUUUUUUUGUUUUUCAUAUACAAUAUGAUAUAAACUGACUUAUUUAUUGAGUGCUCUUAAAAUAAAAAUUGGAACAAUAUUUUUGACAUACA
Messenger RNA from Pelobates fuscus (common spadefoot toad), 3478 nucleotides. RefSeq names its product phosphoinositide-3-kinase regulatory subunit 6 (gene PIK3R6). Gene Ontology annotation, biological process: G protein-coupled receptor signaling pathway; positive regulation of MAP kinase activity. Gene Ontology annotation, molecular function: 1-phosphatidylinositol-3-kinase regulator activity. Bases 412 to 2619 code for a protein of 735 amino acids. Gene Ontology annotation, cellular component: phosphatidylinositol 3-kinase complex, class IB. The transcript has 21 exons. The record is from RefSeq and is a predicted model, not a curated record. NCBI's taxonomy places the organism in Eukaryota, Metazoa, Chordata, Amphibia, Anura, Pelobatidae.